Molecule: messenger RNA, 663 nt
Organism: Penicillium egyptiacum
Lineage: Eukaryota; Fungi; Ascomycota; Eurotiomycetes; Eurotiales; Aspergillaceae
Source: the annotation of a GenBank genome assembly
AUGUCACAAAACGCUCAAUCCUCGGACGGAGCUCCCCAAGGCUCAAUCAACCUCGCCUCUCUCUCCGUCCCUCAGCUCCGCGCCCUCCAAACCCGUCUCACCUCCGAAUUGGAGCACCUGACCACCUCGCACACGAAGCUGCGCGCCGCCCAAGCCAAGUUCCGCGACUGUGUGCGUUCGAUCAAUGACGGCGUGACUGGGAACGCGAAGAAGGGAACCGAUGGCCGCGAUGAGAUCCUUGUGCCCCUCACCAGCUCGCUGUACGUCAAGGGCCGGUUGACGGAUCGCGAGAAGGUGCUUGUUGAUGUCGGAACUGGAUUUUAUGUUGAGAAGGUAUGUGGCGACGGGGAUAAGUCUGGGAUUUUGGUGAUUGGGCUGAUCGGGUUAACGAUUUGUUUUGUCCAGACUGCGCCUAAGGCGGUUGCGUUCUAUGACAAUAAGGUCAAGGGCUUGGACGCGAACUUGCAGGAGUUGGAGAAGAUCGUACAGACCAAGAGCUCGCAACUGCGCAUUGUGGAAGAGAGUGAGUGCCAUUUCCCGGAUAAUAGGAGGCGGGAUUCCUGUUGCCUUGUGAAGCCCCAUCUGCUAACCUCUCCUACCUCUCCUACAGCAUUGAGGCAGAAAAUGCUCUCAGAGGGUGCUCCUCAGGCUGCUGCGGGCUAA